UUUCUAUGUUGAGAAAGUGAAAAGCUUUUUGAGCUGGAAUUAAGUGAAAGUAGCUUUGUGUUGGACAAAUUCUUGUUUGUUACUUUUGGGAGAUAAGCAAUUCAAUUAAAGUGGAUUUUUCGCUGAAAUGAAAGCGCCAUCAAACGGAUAUCUACCAAAUUCAGGAGAAGGAGAAAGAAAGCUCAUGAAUUCAGAGUUAUGGCAUGCUUGUGCUGGCCCAUUGGUUUCUUUGCCUCCUGUUGGAAGCCUUGUGGUAUAUUUUCCUCAAGGUCACAGUGAGCAGGUGGCGGCAUCAAUGCAAAAGGAGACAGAUGGAAUUCCAAGUUAUCCUAAUCUUCCUUCCAAGUUGAUCUGCAUGUUACACAAUGUUACUCUACAUGCUGACACUGAAACUGAUGAGGUCUAUGCUCAGAUGACUCUUCAACCUGUCAACAAAUAUGACCAGGAGGCUUUACUUUUAUCUGAUAUGGGCCUUAAGCAGAACAGGCAACCUGCUGAGUUUUUCUGUAAAACUCUCACUGCUAGUGAUACAAGCACACAUGGUGGAUUUUCUGUUCCUCGUCGAGCAGCAGAGAAGAUAUUUCCUCCUCUGGACUAUGCAAUGCAACCUCCUGCUCAGGAGCUAAUGGCUAGAGAUUUGCAUGACCAAGCAUGGACUUUCAGGCAUAUUUAUCGAGGUCAACCAAAAAGACACCUUUUGACUACCGGUUGGAGUGUCUUUAUCUCCUCUAAAAGGCUUUGUGCCGGUGAUUCUGUCCUUUUCAUAAGAGAUGAUAAGUCACAGCUUCUCUUGGGUAUAAAACGAACAAAUAGACAGCAGCCUGCCUUGUCCUCAUCUGUUAUAUCUAGUGACAGCAUGCACAUUGGGAUCCUUGCUGCUGCUGCUCAUGCUGCUGCAAACAACAGCCCGUUUACUAUCUUUUACAAUCCUAGGGCUAGCCCUUCUGAAUUUGUAAUUCCUCUGGCCAAGUAUAAUAAAGCUAUGUAUGCACAAGUUUCACUAGGCAUGCGAUUUCGGAUGAUGUUUGAAACGGAGGAGUCUGGAGUUCGUAGAUACAUGGGUACAAUAACAGGUGUUAGUGAUCUGGACCCCAUACGAUGGAAGAGCUCACAGUGGCGUAAUCUUCAGGUAGGAUGGGAUGAAUCAACUGCCGGGGAACGUCCAAGCAGAGUUUCAAUUUGGGAUAUUGAGCCUGUCGUGACUCCUUUUUAUAUCUGUCCACCACCAUUUUUCAGGCCCAAGUUUCCUAAGCAGCCAAGUUUUCCUGGUGAUGAGUCUGAUAUUGAAAAUGUUUUAAAGAGGGGGAUGCCCUGGAUCAAUGAUGAGUUAGGUCUAAAAGAUUCUCAAAACUCGAUAUUCCCUGGACUGAGCUUGGUACAGUGGAUGAGUAUGCAACAGAACAAUCAUGUGCCAGUUGCCCAAUCUGGACUUCCCAGUGUCUUGCACAGUAAUAUUGGCAGUGAUGACCAUUCCAAGUUGUUGAACUUUCAGUCACCUACAUUAGCUACACCAGGUCUCCAGUUCAACAAACCAAAUCAACUAAACCAACCAUUUGGUCAAAUCCAGCAGCCACCAUUAGCAUGGGCCCAACAGCAGCAGCAAUCGUUACAGUCUCCUGUAAGUGCACAGCAGCAACAACCCACACUGCAGCAACAGCAACACACGCUGCAGCAGCAACAACCCACACUGCAGCAACAGCAACACACGCUGCAGCAGCAACAACACACACUGCAGCAGCAGCAACAGCAACAACAACAACACACAUUGCAGCAGCAACAACAACAACACACACUGCAGCAGCAACAACAACACACACUGCAGCAGCAGCAACAACAACACACAUUGCAGCAGCAGCAACAGCAACAGCAACAGCACACACUGCAGCAUCAGCAGCAGCACACGCUGCAACAGCCACAGCAACACAUGUUGCAGCAACAGCCACAGCUUCAUCAGCAAGCACAGCAGCAGCUGCAGCAACAACAGCGUCCAUCCCAGCAGCAACAAUUGACCGGGAAUUCAUCACCAGUAAAUCGUUGUGUAUCCCCUAACCAGAUACCAAACCAAACUUUUCCACAAGCUGCGGUAUAUGGUCAGCUUCAGCAACAACAGGUGCUAUCAACUAGUACCCAAUCACAGCAAAAUGUUCCUGUCAAUAGAAAUCCAUUUCCUUCGACAUCCUUGGCACAGGACUUCCAAUUUCAGCAACAAGUGGAACAGCAAUCUAACCUCUUGCAGAAAUCCCAGCAACAGCAGACAAUACCACAACAAGCUCCACUACAAUUGUUGCAGCAAAGUUUGAUGCAGAGGCCCCAAGUGCAACCAUCAUCACAGCAGAGCCUUACGGAACAGCAGCUGCAACUACAGCUUCUUAAUAAACUGCAGCAGCAACAACAGCAACAGCAGCAACAAGCACAGCUAUUAUCUCCCGUAAGCUCUACUCUGGAGCCGCGUAUGCCCCAGCAACAACAGAACCGGCAACCACAAGAGCUCCAGUUUGCUCAUCAACAAUUGAGUUCCAACAUCGUGACCACAGCGACACAUCUCCAGUCAACCCAUCAUGCUUUCAACCAACUCCAAAGCCAGCACAAAUCCCCUAUAACAAUCAAAGCACUUUCUGGUGGUACAGAUGGAGAUGCUCCUUCAUGUUCAACAUCUCCUUCUACGAACAAUUUCCAAGUUUCACCACCAAACUUCUUGACCAAGAACCAAGGGCAAGCGAUACUGGUGGAUGAAUCUGUUGUUGAUCCUUCUCAAGAGCAAAACAAAUCCGAGUUUCGAAUAAAACAUGAACUAGUGUUCUCAAAAGGUUCAGAGCAGUCGAAGUACAAAGGCAAUAAUACUGAGAACUUAGAGGCAGCCUCAUCGACAACAUCGUAUGGGCUGGAUUCUAGUGGCUUCAACUUUUCAUUGCCUGCAUUAUGUGUGGAUGGUGAUGCUCAAUCACAUUCUAGGAACAGUCUACCUUCUGCAGCAAAUAAUAUAGAUGGACUGAACCCUGAUGCUUUGCUAUCAAGGGAUUAUGAUUCUGGAAAGGAUAUGCAAAACCUAUUCUCUCCUUUUGGCAAUGCCCCUAGGGAUAUAGAAACUGAAUUGUCUGAUGCUGGGAUCAAUUCUCAACAAUUUGGGGUGCCAAACAUGGCAUACAAGCCAAGAUGUGCCAACGAUCUUGCUGUUAAUGACAACGGUGUUCUGAAUAAUAAUGCAUGGACGAACCAGACUCAGCGCAUGAGAACAUAUACAAAGGUUCAAAAACGAGGCUCUGUGGGAAGAACUAUAGACGUUACUCGCUACAUAGGCUAUGAUGAACUAAGGCAUGAUCUAGCACGUAUGUUUGGAAUUGAGGGACAGCUUGAAGAUCCUCAAAGAACUGAGUGGAAGCUUGUGUAUGUUGACCAUGAGAAUGAUAUGCUGCUUGUUGGUGACGAUCCUUGGGAGGAGUUUGUGAGCUGUGUUCAGAGCAUCAAAAUCUUGUCUUGUGCUGAAGUGCAGCAGAUGAGCUUGGAUGGGGAUUUAGGUAAUGUGCCAGUACCAAACCAAGCUAGCAGUGGAACUGACAGUGGUAAUGCGUGGAAAGGACACUACGAUGACAACUCAGCUGCAUCAUUUAAUCGAUGAAGGUGCUCCAAUUAAAUGAACUAACUUUGUGAUACAUUGUCCUCAAGGCUGCAAACAACUCAGAUCUGCUGAUUCUAACUGAAGGCAAUUGAGGUAGUAGAACAUUACAUUCUAGGCAGCUGGUGGGAGCAACUCAUGGCGUGUUUUUGGAGUAAAUUCACAUACCUUUUGAAGUCCCCGCAUGUCUCAUGGCAGAGUUGAUAUUAGAUUAGUUCGAUCGCUACUUUAUUGUGAGGUGUGCAAAGCAGUUUUUAAUUUAUUAAUUAUUAUUUUUCAGAUCAAGUAGGUGUAAAUUAGCUUAGAAAUUCAGGCAUGACAAAAUUACAGGAAGAAACAUUCCUGGUGUACUAAAUUUAACAGAAAAUGUAUAGCUUUGACAGUUGUGGGAAACU
This is a messenger RNA of Solanum verrucosum, 4008 nucleotides long. Its product is annotated as auxin response factor 7. NCBI's taxonomy places the organism in Eukaryota, Viridiplantae, Streptophyta, Magnoliopsida, Solanales, Solanaceae. Gene Ontology annotation, molecular function: protein binding; DNA binding. The transcript has 13 exons. The coding region runs from base 128 to 3616 and encodes 1162 amino acids. The record is from RefSeq and is a predicted model, not a curated record. Gene Ontology annotation, biological process: response to hormone; regulation of DNA-templated transcription. Gene Ontology annotation, cellular component: nucleus.